Menidia menidia (Atlantic silverside) is the source of this 2659-nucleotide messenger RNA. Lineage: Eukaryota; Metazoa; Chordata; Actinopteri; Atheriniformes; Atherinopsidae. The record is from the annotation of a GenBank genome assembly.
AGCUCGCUAACGUGGUCGUGGUGAUAUUUGUGACGCCGGGUGGCGGGAGGCGCGGCGGCUGGGACGUGUGGGAGAGUGAAAAAAAACAAAACUAAUGUGUCUAAUUUCAGCAUGAUGUUUUUGGCUGCCGAGCGGGUCGGAGGGGCUGGGGCUGCUGGGGAAUAAAGCCGCACCGACUCCUUCCUCAAACGUUGGCCGGACGCUGUGUUUACGGCUGUCGGUGUGACUCCUCUUGACCUGACUCCAGCCGGUAGACGAGAAGACAAGACCCUCCGCCUUUUUGCUCCUGUGUUGGUUUCCCAGCGUUUCAAGGUGGACACCUCAAAAGGAAGACUGUGGUCAGUGUUGUUUGGUGGUGCUCCACCAGCUGCCCCUGUUCUGACACUGGGACAUCUUUGACACUGUGCUGCUCCUGUUUCUAUGAUGAUUCAUUUAUCGGGGAUUAAUCCAUUAUCCAACAGUCCACUUUUUUUGCCACCUGCCUGGAAUUUUCUCUAAGCGUUGAAUGUUUGCUUCAACGAAGAAGAAUUCGGGAGUUCUCUUGAUUUCCCCCCUUUCAUUUAGUUUUUCUUGUUUUUUUCUAACUUAUGUAUUUUAAACUAACUCCCAUACGAUAUAUCUGUAGAAUAGAAUUAAUCUUUACAUUCAUUUAGCUUUAUUCUCUUUUCUUUUAAAUCAAGGCAAAACUCCCCAGUUAGGCUUCGUUACUUUGGGGCAUUUGUGUCCAGCACACAAUGUGGUCCACAUUUUUUGUGACUGAUGAGGAGGGCCGCACGGUGGCCCCCGGAGCGACAGGAGCAGCGGGAGGCAUUGCUGCAGGUGGACCGGCUCAGGGCCCGGCGGGUCUGGCCGGCCUGAUGAGUGGACGCAGCACGUUUGGCGGGAACAAGCGGCGCAGGACCACGUCCACCGGACACGCCAUGACUGAAGCCCAGGAGGGAAAGAUCAAAUUGGCAUUCUUUGUGGCCAUCGUGGGAGUAGUUCUGACUGUCCUCGGAGUGGGGACGGAGUUCUGGGUGGAGCUGGCACCCCAGAAGAGCUUCUACAACAACCAGACGUGUCUGAGUGCUCACUAUGGGCUAUGGAAGGGCUGCACCAAGACCCUGUGGGUGGCUGAUAUCGACCCAGAACGAGAGAGCUGUGGACCCGCUGAACUGCCUGGAGUAUCCAACUGCACCUACUUCAAGUUUUUCACCACGGGGGAAAACGCAGUGAUGUUUCAGAAGACAACACAGAAGAAUCUGAAUGUGGCGGCGGCGAUGUUGGCCAUGUUCAGCCUUUUCCUGAUGGUGAUGGGGGCCAUCUGCAUCACCAUGGCUCUCAGCAAAGAGAUCCUGUUCUUCCUUAAGCCGGCAUCUGUGUGCUUUAUUCUGUCAGGUGUUCUGGUGCUCGUGUCCCUCAUGGUUUUCCACCAGUCCGUCCUGGCGUUCCUGGCCAGCGACCACACCGUGCCCCUCCACUACGAGCUGUCCUGGUCCGUGUCCUGCAUCGGCUGCGCCGGCGCCGUGCUCAUCGCCGGCGGCGUGCUCUUCCUGCUGCUGGCGCUGCCCUGCAGCCCCUGGCAGAAGUGUCUCCCUCAUAAGGACAGCGGCAGUUAGUAGCUUGCAGGCACUUGACCUGCUUUACCUUCGAGGAGAAAGGAGGCUGAGAUGUGAGUGUGCUUCCCGGACAUGUCUUUUGCAAAGAGAUCAUUUUAAUGCUGACUUAGAGGAACUGAAAGCAGGACAAAGAUUUAGAGGAAACAGUGGCUUUUAGAAAAGACGGAACCAUUUUCAAUAUAAUCCUUUUAUAUAAUCAUCUCUGAGUGAUCUCCAGUACCUUUUGUUUUAUAAAGCACAGUGAUCUUAAUGCUCAGAUGUGUCUAAAAAAACAUUUCUUACUAUUUUGUCUUACCGUUUAGCCAACAGGGUUUGGGGGCAACUCACUGAGAGUACUAUGAAUAACUUAUAUACAACAUAAAAGUAGUUAGCAUAAUGUUUACUCUUUUGAAACAUAUAGGUCUCAAUCUUUUAUAGGAAGCAUUUAAAGAGCUCACACAGCAUUCAAACAGUGUUAAAAAAAUGUCGCUUUAAGUUUGCACAGCCAUGUAAAAUCGUCCUUUAAACGUCCCUAUUUUAAAUAUUCAGAUUUUUAUGCAACAAAAUAUUUAUAAAUGAAGGUUUAAGUUCUUAAAAUCACUGUGCAGAUUUGUUCAGCCUUGUUUUUUAGGGAGGAUUGAGAAUUUACCCUCCACCUUCCCCUUCAGAGGGUGUGUUUCUUUUGAGAUUAGCUAAAGCAACAAAAUUUGGACUCACAAUCUCCUCUGAAAUAUUGAUCUUACCACUUUUGAUAAGACAAUGAGAUGGAUUUACAAUAUGACAGUAGAUGUUGUAAAACAUCUAUGGAGGCUUGUAACACAACUCCAAAUUAAAAAAAAUUAAAAAUGCAGACAGGGUGGACGUGAUGAGCAUUUGUUGUCAUUGCAUCCUUUUAAAUGUGUCUCAUUUUAUUACUACAAAGUCUAGCCAACAUUAGGUUACUCAUCAUUUAUUGUCAGCAGUGAUGUCACCAUGAGUGUGAUAACGCUUUAUGCUUUGUGUCCGCUUAUAUGUGAAACGGAAAGCAACUUUUCAUCGACAGUUACAUCGUACACAUGUAAUGUAAAAAAAAAAACAUGUGU